This is a messenger RNA of Cotesia congregata, 711 nucleotides long. Lineage: Eukaryota; Metazoa; Arthropoda; Insecta; Hymenoptera; Braconidae. The record is from the annotation of a GenBank genome assembly.
AUGUUAUUUGCAAAUAAAACUACAGAAUUUCAAGGAGCGGCAACAUCAUGGGAGUUUUGGAAUAGUUGGUUCCUACAACCUAUUUUUGGAAAGCACGGUGACUACUCGCAUACUAUGAAGCAUCGGAUACACGAACUCAGUCGCAAACAGGGAUUUUCACACUCGCAAUUGCCGCAUUUUACAAAGAAUCAAAUUAGUACGAUUCAAAAUUCAGCAGAUUUUUUGGGAAUUAGUUUUGAUCAUUCAGUGACUAUUAAACAAUUGCCUCACCAUCUCAAUAAAAGUGUUUCUUUUAUGGAGGAUACAGGAAUGACAUCAAUUUUUUCAGCAACGCCUAAGGCUAGACGUACGCCUGCAGACAUGGCAAGAGCGAUAAAACACGUGUUAAAAGUGUACAAAAGUAUUCUGUUCAUCAUUAUCACCAAAAUUGGUUACGAAGAUAAUGGAGAGCUACACGAUAAACACCGAGCGAUUUUUUAUCACCACACUCUUUAUCACGUACUAAAACUCAUUUCUGAGGGAGUUAAUAUCCGCGGAUAUUUUGCCUGGUCGCUUACUGACAGUUUUGAAUGGACCAGAGGCUACUGCAAAAGAUACGGAAUUUUUUCUAUCAACUUUACAGAUCCUGAAUUGACUAGAAUUCCAAAAUUAUCUUCGAAACUAAUAACUGAAAUUUAUAAAAAUAAAUCCGUCGAACAUUCUUUUUCUCUU